This is a messenger RNA of Adineta steineri, 788 nucleotides long. The record is from the annotation of a GenBank genome assembly. Lineage: Eukaryota; Metazoa; Rotifera; Eurotatoria; Adinetida; Adinetidae.
AUGUCAUCUAAACGAAGACUAUCUGCAUCACAACCAUCAAAGUCACCACAAGAAAUUGAUGGUGAUUCAAAUGUAAAUAAAUCAGAAGAUUCAUCUCGAUCAGAUAUUUGUCUCGUAUGUGGUGACAAAGCGCGUAUUAUUAAUUAUGGUGCACUUUCUUGCCUAUCAUGUAGAACAUUUUUUCGUCGCAAUGGCUUUCGACCAGAUGGUCUUCGUCCAUGCUGUUUUAAUAAAUGUUGCGAAAUUAAUAUGCAAACACGACAUACAUGUACAGCUUGUCGUCUUACAAAAUGUUUUACGAUGGGUAUGAGCUCAGAUUUAAUUCGUAAAGAAGAUACAAAAAAAUUAAAAUGUACUUCAUCAUUAAAACAAAAUUCUACUACUAACCAAAGCACAUCUCAACAAGUCACAACUGCACCACAACUAGUUACAUCAAAUAUUCUUCACAGGGAUCAAUCAUCUCAUAUUGAUUCUCAAUGGACAUUAUUAUCAAAUAUUGUACAUUCUCAUAAUACAUUUAGUACCAUGUCACAAAUGCUUUUUACUGUCAACAAUCCACCUGCAUUAAGUGUUGAAACACAUAGUAUUGUGAUUAAUCCUAUUGAAAUUAUCCAUCAGAUGUUUAUAUCAAUGCAAUCAUUUAUUAGUUCAUCACCAGAUUUUCGAGUAUUAACUCUGAGUGAACAAACUUCAUUGUUCGAACGAAAUUUACCUGGUGUUGUUGCUUUUUACUCAACUCUUUUUUUUCGCCAUACAGGCAUUCUUCGUAUUCCUGAAUAUCUCAAUGC